Molecule: messenger RNA, 4756 nt
Organism: Colius striatus (speckled mousebird)
Lineage: Eukaryota; Metazoa; Chordata; Aves; Coliiformes; Coliidae
Gene: MED26
Product: mediator complex subunit 26
Exons: 3
Coding region: 276-2120 (614 amino acids)
Biological process (GO): positive regulation of gene expression; regulation of transcription by RNA polymerase II
Cellular component (GO): core mediator complex; mediator complex; nucleus
Molecular function (GO): transcription coregulator activity
Source: RefSeq, a predicted model, not a curated record
GUCCCAGGGUGCCCUGCGCGGGGCUGGCUCCUGCCCACAGUUGAGUUUGGCCCCGAGCGGAGCGGUCGGGCCCGGGCCCGCUCGCGCCGUCGCGGUCCACCCCCCCGCGCCCCGCUCCCAGCGCCGCUGCCUCCCCCCCGCCCUCGCGGGGAGCGAACAUGCGACUCCGGCUCCCUGAGGAGGCCGCCGCCGGCGAGUGAGGAGCCGCCGCCACGGCCCGGCCUGGCCCCGCCGCCCGCCCGCCCCGGCCGCAGUCGCCCCGCUUCGCCCAGGCAAUGACAGCGGCUCCGGCCCCCUCCCCGCAGCAGAUCAGGGACCGGCUGCUGCAGGCCAUCGACCCGCAGAGCAACAUCCAUAACAUGGUGGCAGUGCUGGAAGUCAUCUCCAGCCUGGAGAAAUAUCCCAUUACCAAAGAGGCACUUGAGGAGACAAGACUUGGGAGGCUUAUCAAUGAGGUGAGGAAGAAGACAUCCAAUGAGGAGCUUGCCAAACGUGCCAAGAAAUUGUUGCGGAAUUGGCAAAAGUUGAUAGAACCUGUGACCCAGAACGACCCGGUGCCAAGAGGGUUGCCAAACCCACCCGGCUCAGCAAAUGGGGGUGCUCACAACUGCAAACCAGAAACACAACUUCCUGCUGUGGCUGGAUCAAAGCCAAUCAGCGAAUUGAAAAGCAGGAAUGAUAUCCAGAAACUAAAUUCACCAAAAGCGGAGAAACUGGGCAAUCGGAAAAGGAAAGGUGAACACAGGGAUGGGCCUCAGGGCCCUCCUCCCCCAAAAGUCUCCAAAGCUAGUCAUGAAGUAUUACAAAACUCUUCACCCCCUCCAACCAAUGGAAUUGGAGGUAGUCCUGAAAAUUUUCCUAGUCCUGUAGACGUAAAUCUACACGCAGGGCCUGAAAGCAGCCGAACAGAACUCAGUGAAAACGAUAAACACAAUAAGAUCCCAGUAAAUGCUGUAAAACCUCACACCAGUUCUCCAGGACUUGUAAAACCUUCAAGCACUUCCUUGUUAUUAAAGACUGCAGUGCUUCAGCAGCAUGAUAAAUCGGAAGAAGCCACAGGACCGCACCAACCUAAGAGUCCUCGCUGUUCCUCGUUUAGCCCUAGAAACGUUCGGCAUGACACUUUUGCUCGGCAGCAUACGACGUACUCACCAAAGGAUUCAAUGCCUAGUCCAUCUCAAAGGUCUCAGUUCCUAGACACUGCACAGGUGCCAUCGCCACCACCAUCCCUGAUGCAACCGUCGACACCUCCGAUGCCAGCAAAAAGACUGGAGUUCUCUCAGCAGCCGGUAACUGAGGUAUCUCAGCACUGGCAGGAGCAGCAGGUCCCCUCGGAAGCCCAGCACAGGCACCCCGCGGGGCCGCUCCAGCAGCACCCGUCUCCCGGCUGCAAAACCAGCGCCCACCCCGCGGAGGCUCUCACGCCGCACGUGGGCUUCUCACAGGACGCUUCAAAAAUGGACAGCGAUGAUGCUGCUUCGGGUUCUGACAGCAAAAGGAAGAAAAGGUACCGACCCAGAGACUAUACAGUCAACUUGGAUGGGCACGUGACAGAAGGGGGUGUGAAACCUGUGAGGUUAAAAGAGAGAAAACUCACUUUUGAUCCCAUGACAGGACAGAUAAAACCUUUAACACAGAAAGAUCCUUUGCAGGUGGAAAUCCCUGCACUUACUGAACAGCACAGGACAGAAACGGAAAAGCAGGAGCAAAAACCCAACCUGCAAAGCCCUUUUGAACAAACGAACUGGAAAGAGUUAUCCAGAAAUGAAAUCAUUCAGUCCUACUUAAACAGACAGAGUAGCUUGCUGUCUUCAUCAGGAGUACAGACUCCAGGAGCUCACUACUUCAUGUCUGAAUAUUUAAAGCAGGAGGAAAGCACUAGAAAAGAGGCUAGAAAGACUCACGUUCUAGCUCCUAACAGCAAACCUACAGACUUGCCUGGGGUCACAAGAGAGGUCACGAGUGAUGACCUCAACAGAAUAUGUGAACAUAACUGGCCAGGCGUGAACGGUUGUUAUGACACACAGGGUAACUGGUAUGAUUGGACACAGUGCAUAUCUUUAGAUCCACACGGGGAUGAUGGUAGAUUGAACAUCCUGCCUUACGUCUGCCUAGACUGAGUACAGUUUGGCUAAAAAUGCUUUCCCGUCUGCAGUUAGCAAAGAGGGCAGACACCAUGCCACUUAACGAUGGAGAGAGCCUCCUGUCCUGCACAGCCAGGCCCAACGAGCAGAGGGUGUGAGGGAGCUGGUUCUUCACAGCUCUUUCCUUUAAAUUCUCCUUUUGUGAAAUGCUGCUACCAGUUUACUAACAAUUGCAAAGGAAGGCAUACGAAGGUUGAGAGAUUGAGUUCAAAACUCUAUAGCCAGCCAGCUAUAAAAAAGUGUUAGUCCCCAAGAAGAGAAGAGGAUUUCCAGCACUUUCUGAAUGCCGGAAUCUUAUUACAGGCAGGUACAGAAAACAUGUGGAAGUUACCUUAACAAAAUAUGCAUCUAUUUAUUUGACUUGAUUUGGGUUUUUAUUUGGCAGUGAGAUGUUCGAGAGACAAUGUGCAAAAACUGUAGUUCUAUCUGUAUCACAUCUCUGAACAUGAUUGUGUUUUGAGUUUGUUUUGUUCUGUUUCUCUCUUUUUUUUUUUAAGUCACGUGGUCCGGAGAUUGGGUUUGAAACAGCAGGUGUUGCACUGCAGGCUGGGCCACCAGCUUCAGCUCAACAUUCCAUAGGCAUCCACAUAUUUUAGUCUGGUUUCAGUUUAAAUCCAGUCUCUGAGAAAUGCUGCAAAAACUAGAUGUUUGACGAUAUUUUUGAUCCCACCACCACCACCAGCCAAAUAUUUUUUUUUCCCUCCUUUUCCCUUCCUGCAAACUUCUAGGAGAAAAAAACCACAAAAACACAACAAAAAAACCAAACAAAAAAACAAAACAGAAAAAAUCACCUUUUCUAGAAUCUAAAUGUAAUGAGGGUGCUACAAGUUGUAACUGUACUGUGAGAGGGAAAAAGGAAGCCUGUUUGUAUGCUGGAAAUAUACUUGUUACCAUUCCUUUAGAUAUUGUUUGCCUUAUGGAUAUCCAUCAUAAACGCAAUUUGCAAAAACAAAGAGCCUUAGUGAAUGUACAGUAACUAGACUUCUGUGUCCUCGGGACGCAGAAGGGAGCAACUUUGCUAUUUGGUCCUUUAAGUGGACACAUUGUGAUAUAAAUGUGGAAAUAAAGAAAAAUUUGCACAAACCAGUUUGUGAAUGAUUUUAAUACUUGAGAGUGGUUGUUGGUUCCCACGUUUGUUGGGUUCAGAGCAGCUGGAGCGAGCGGCGCCGCGAGCAGCCGUCGGAGCGGGGCGGAGGAGCCCACGGCACCCCACGGUGCUGGGAGCAGCCGGCUCUUAGGGAUGAUACACGAGAUGUCUUCCACUGUACUGGUGUUCAAUCACACAGGUUGGAUUUCUGUUAUUUGUUUUUAGCUCUGGUUGCAUCCAGGGUCUGGAGACUGAUCAUUCCUGUACCUCAGAGCCUGAAACACAGCGUUGGUUCAUCUUUUGUUUUCCUCCUCGGUAACUUUGUACUAUAUUAAUUGUUAAAGUGUUUUCUGCAGCCUGGUUCAGCACAGAAAGCUUCAGGAUUUCGAUUGACUGUAAUUGCUGUAACAUUUGGGACUAGGUGUUUUCUGCAGGCCUCAGUGCUGGGUUCCUGCCCAGGGAAAAGGGGAGCUGCUGCUAUACCAAAAAUCUUUCUGGAUUGACUGGUGUUAACUCGUUUGUGCCGAUCUCUGCUCCACGGAGAAGAGCCUUGGCCGGAGUUCUCCUGCCUGCAAGAGCAGAGUCGGGCUCUCAGAUGAUUUUACAGAGGUGUUCCUCGCCAGGUGUACGUUCAGUUGGUUCAUUCCCUGGAAUGAUAAGGUUUGGUUUCUCUUUUUAAGUCAUUCUUGUUCAAAGCUACUGCUUUUGUGAUCUGACUCGUAACGGCAUGUGUGGGUGUCUCGAAUCUCAAAGCCUGAUGUCUGUUCUGCUUCCAUUUCUGAAACCUGAGGUCUGAGAGUGAACCCAGAAAAAAAGUGCUGGAGUUUGUUUCUGUUGUGUCCUCCUGCGGUUGAGGAGGUCAAGCAGCGGGAGUUGGAGUUGGGGAAAGCUGCUAUGUUCUUGCACUUCAGAAAGGUGGAUUUGAUGGUAGAGGGCUGAAAAGCUGCUCAUGUUGGAAAAUGCUUGGGUUUGGUGUAUGUGAAAAAUACCGUGCAUCUGAUCUCCCACCACCCCCCUCCCUCUGUCCCUGAAUGAUCUCACUUAGGAACAGGGUCUGUGCUCUUCUGAGGCCUUUGAGGAUAGGGCAAGUGUCUGGAAAUGACAAAAGCAUUAAAUGAUACUUUAUAAAACCCACCUUUUCCUCCACUGCUUCCAUUUCUGAUGAGGUGACAGCCCAAGUCUGUCACUGCUUUCCAGUGACACCCAGCUCUUGGCAGCAAGUGGCAUCUGCCUGAGCGAUCCCCAGGUACUGGAGCCAGCCCUCUCCCAGGGGCACGGGAUCCCGAGGGAAACCCCCUGACAGUGCAAGCUUUAAAUCGUGUUCCAUACCCAGUUUGUUUCUGCUCUAAGGGUCAGCUGACCUGGAUGUCAUCCAGAGUGAGAAGCAGCUUGACAAUCUUUCUUUCAGCAUGCUAGUAUAACCAGUUCUGUGAGCUCUCCAACAACUGUGAAUAAGUUUACAAGGUGAUAUCUUUUUCUGUCGAUUUUGUAAACAAGUUCCAAUGAAGUUUUGCCGUGUGCGUUA